Messenger RNA from Lachancea dasiensis, 276 nucleotides. NCBI's taxonomy places the organism in Eukaryota, Fungi, Ascomycota, Saccharomycetes, Saccharomycetales, Saccharomycetaceae. The record is from the annotation of a GenBank genome assembly.
AUGCUCUCCUACCUUAUACGCUCUUUCACCAACUGUGGUAGAAUGAUGGCCCAAGUUCAACAGCCUUUCCUGCUGCAGACCAGGUCAUUAAUGAAAACUCAUAAAGGCACAGCCAAGAGAUGGAGGAAAACUUCGACAAGCUUCAAGAGGGGCCGUGCUGGGAGGAACCACGGUAACGCUGGAUGGGGAAAAUCAACUUUGAAGUCUUUGGAUGGCAAAACGAUGGCUCAUUCCACUCACGUUAAGCAUUUGAAGAGACUGUUGCCGUACCAUUGA